AUGUCAAAAUUUUAUCUUCUCUCUUGCAGGGUCCAAAUUAUCAUCAGUUGCCAUAAAUUAUCAUAAUGCAAAAUGGAGCUCUCAACGAUGGGAGGUCGUCGUCUGACCUCUCAGCAGCUACAGCAACUCCAACAGUCCCAGCAGCAGCAGCAGUCAGACCAGCAAUUCCAGCCGUACCAGCAUCCGCUUCAUCCCGCCCAGGCAAUGCUCUUCCAGCACCAGCAACAUACGGCCGCUCAACAAAUGGCACCUCCACCAUCGAUGGGAAUCGGCGGACUGCACCGUUCCGCACCCCGGUUUCAUGCCUCGCGACACCGGAAGGACUCGUUGGGGAAGAGUGUUAGCAAGUACAUGUACCCGCCAGGGUCGCCCUCGAUGGGGUUCAAUGAGAAUAUCUACCAUCCGCAGACGACGGCCGCGGUAACCAUGACGACCAACAACGGCAGCAGCCUGAACAGUAGUUUGGCCAACAGCAAGCACAAUCGCUACCCGGAACCGGAUCCGGACGUAAUCGAGGUCUACCUGGAGGACGACCCCAUCAAGUUGAAGGAAGCGGUGCGCGAUGGAAAAGAAAUAAAAUGGCGCAACAACAUCGUGGCGACCAUGGAGCGGUACGAACCAGCUCCAAUAUCGGCCGCCACCCUACCGUCCUCCUACUUGCACCAUCACCAGUCCAGUAACGACAGUAGCAUCAACCCGGAAUACUCGUACGCGUACUGCGAACCGAUGCUCCUCAAACAGCAAGCCCUCCAGCAACAACAGCAACAGCAGCAGUCACAACAAGCCGGAGGCGGUCAGCUACAUCCAAACAAUAUACCCCAGAUACACAAAAUCUCCUCGUCAGUGUCGAGCAAUGCGCUCUCCAAGUUGCCAUCCACCAAUUCUCUACGUGCCUUAUUGAGUAAAAGCUUCCGGAAGAGUUCGAUAACAUCUAAUUCGCCCGGGGCGUCCGGUGGAGGCCCCGGCGCCAUAGGCAAUGCCGCAGCUACUCAAGAGAAGCAUACGUUUACCACGCGUUACGGCACGAAGGAGAACAUCUAUGAGGAUGUCGGUGCUGGAAGUACUCUGGGGACGCCCAAGCCUGGAGCGAACAUAAACUCUUCCUCGAUGCAAAGCUUUGAAUCGAUAAGCAAAUUCAAUAUUCACGAUGAACUGAGGCACGUGCAGAGUCAGCACGACAGAAUAAUAGGGGAGCUGAAUCUUUCAGUGGAGACGUUGAUCAUGCCGUCGAAGGACGAACAGGAUGCCAUUGAGGAACGAUUGAAUGAAAUCCAUUGCGCACAGUACCAUGAUGAGCUGUCCCAGGACGAUUGCAUAGCAGCAGGUUCGUCCAAUUCAGCUAUGAUCCACAUGCAAGAACGGCUUUCGCCGACCACUUCGCAGCCAAACAGUGGCGACGUAGAUAGUGGUAUAAGCGGCAGUAGUAGUAGUGGUGCUAGUUAUUCCAGUAGCAUGCUGUAUCGGACUACUACCAUGUAUACGAACAACAGCAAGACGGUCACAAUCAACGACAACGCAGAGGGUAGUGGUUCAGGCAUGUCGAUGAUGGCCGGUAGUAGCUCGAUAAGAAGCAGCUGUGGGAGCAAUAGCGGCUGCGGUUCAGGCCCAGUUGGCGGCUAUUCGGCCUGUGGGAGUGCUAGUUGUAGUAAAAUGGCUUCUAACGUUGUGAUACCUAAUGCAAAUAAGCUAACUUGUUGUUUCUAUUCUGAUAAGCUAAAUAAACAUAGUAAAUCCAAUUCCGAUCACUUAGACGCGCUUGGCGACAAGUCCAGCUUUUGGAAUAAAUUGGGGAAAUUGAAAAUUUCCGGAGUAUUCGGUGGUGCCAACAGUAGCAACAGCAGCAAUAGCAGCUCCAGCAGUAGUAGUACAAAUGGCCAACAUUUCCAUCCGCCGCAUCAUCACCACCAUCCGCAUCUACACCAUCAUCACAGUCACGGUAUGCUCAGCCAUCCCCAUCAACUGUCUGGCCUUAACCAUUCAGCUCCGACGACCACCACCAAUACGGCCACGAUGGCACGAAGCAACGAUGCCGAUCCACAUCUGCAUCUUCAUCACCAUCAUCACCACCACCACCAUCGUCUUCCGUCACCGCCAGUCACUACUACGAUCGAACCUUGGUGGCAGACUCCUCCGUCGGAUCCCGGCUGCAUAGAUAUCUCCGUUUGCGGUGGAGGUGACUACCAGAUGCCUUGUGAACUCAUGGUUCCACCACCGCAACCGCCACUGUCGCUACUGUCGAUCGUCAGCGGUGCCAGUGUUCGUCCACCACUGCCGCAACCGCCACUACAAACACAGAUCGAACUCGAAGAGGACGAAGAGGAACAGCGACCGGAACCGGAAGCUCCAGCGACGUCCAACUAGUGCUGCUGCAGCCAAAGGCGCCCGUUCGCUGAUUGUGAUGCAAGUUCUUAACUAAUGACCGUACUACGCGAGUGUAAAUAAAAAGAGGGCAUAACACAUGCUCACAUGUUUUUAGUGCAUAGUUAAAAUUAUAACUGUCAUUUUAACACAAAUCGAUCGAUAUUGUAAACAAUGAUCUGUAUAUUUUAGAACACCGUAACACUGUAAAGAAAAAAAUAAACAAAAAAUAGGCGAACCAAUUCGACGAGAAAAACAAAAAAUAGUAGAUUCUAGUGUGAAUAGUUAGUGCUAUAUAACGAAAAUAUUUAAAGUCGAUAACACUUUUGCGGUCCAUGGUGGCCCACACCCCAACGGACCAUUGUUUCGUGGCAGAUAAUUUUGUUUGUUUUUCGUUUCCUUGGUAUAUAUAAACGUGGAUAAAUCUGAACCAGAUAUUUGUAUAAUCGAGCAAAUUCAAAAUUGUUAAACAUUCACAUUGGUUUAUUUUGGUUGAAUUUACAUUUGGAUCGCUUCGGUAUCGGGAGAAAUGAAAGCUGAAGAUUCAUUUCUGAUUCAUUUGGCAAUACGUACAUCUACAUGGAGAAGCAAGCGAAAAGAAACGAGAGUAAGGAAAUGCCAAAGAAUACAUUUAUUGAGGUAAUAUUAAUAUAUUUUUAUACUUAAUGUUAUUUAAAAUAAAUAUUUAGAAAGGAAAAAUUCAUUCAAAAUGAUAA
Messenger RNA from Aedes albopictus (Asian tiger mosquito), 3074 nucleotides. Its product is annotated as serine-rich adhesin for platelets. Gene Ontology annotation, biological process: negative regulation of Wnt signaling pathway. Bases 73 to 2361 code for a protein of 762 amino acids. The transcript has 3 exons. The record is from RefSeq and is a predicted model, not a curated record. Gene Ontology annotation, cellular component: cytoplasm. Lineage: Eukaryota; Metazoa; Arthropoda; Insecta; Diptera; Culicidae.